Messenger RNA from Malania oleifera, 947 nucleotides. RefSeq lists its product as uncharacterized. Lineage: Eukaryota; Viridiplantae; Streptophyta; Magnoliopsida; Santalales; Ximeniaceae. The coding region runs from base 158 to 742 and encodes 194 amino acids. The transcript is spliced from 4 exons. The record is from RefSeq and is a predicted model, not a curated record.
AAACCUUGAAACCCGGAACCCGACUGAACCAAAGCGACAGUCGGGUUAGCCCUUCCCGAGAGAGAGAGAGGGGGGGCGGAGAGCGGGAGAGGGAGAGGGAGAGGGAGAGAGAGCGAGGCAGAGCAGAGCAAGGCACAGCAAAGCGGAGCAGAGUGAUAUGUUGGGGAGAAAGCUAAUCUCAUUCCUGAGGAGCUCUCCGAUGGCUUCCAGUAGUUCUACAAAGCCUGUGGAGGAAGGAAGGAUCAAAUCUUUAAGUCGGAAGGCAGUAUCUUUCGUCCUGAUCACAGUUACAGGUGGUGUAGCAUUGAGCGCUCUUGAUGACCUUGCCAUUUAUCAUGGCUGUAGCAGCAAGGCCUUGGAAAAGGCAAGUAAGAACCAGGCAAUUUUAGAUGCUAUUGGAGAACCUAUUGUGAAAGGUCCAUGGUAUAAUGCAUCCCUUGCAGUAGCUCACAAGAGGCAUUCUGUUUCUUGCUCAUUUCCUGUGUCUGGACCACAAGGCACUGGAAUCUUCCAGUUGAAGGCAGUUCGCAAUGGAGAUGAUAGUUGGAUUUCAUUUUUGAGGUCUCGUGAUUGGGAAAUCUUAAUUAUGGAUGCUCUCCUGCAUGUUCCUUCUAAUGAUGAGAAGCAGCAAACACUUCGGAUUAGUCUCUCAGACCUUCCCCGCCCAGCUUGUACAGCAUGCACCGAGUGCAGGCCUCAAAGAGUCGAGGACCCUAAGGAUGAAGUGAAAAAACAAAACUAGUAAGCACGCUUAAAACGUUUCGAGAUUUAUUUAUGUUCAUAAAAGUUUUGAUCUCCAAAAUCAUCUGUAAUGAAUUGGGAGAAUCCCCCAUAUUCGAUAUUUGAUGUGAUCAUCUGAUUUUAUUCCUCCUUAGAAAUUUUCUAUAUCCUUUUGAGAUUAUGAAAUGACAGGCCGGUAGGCUUUUUUAAGGCACUUACAUUUGUUA